GUUUUUUUUUUUCCCCAAGCGGCGGAAGUGCGGGGGGAGGUGGGUUUGGAAUGGCUGCCGCCGCCGCCGCCGCCGCCGCUGUCCCGCCUGAGGAGGCCUCGGAGGCCAGGCGACAAGGCCCCAAGCGUAAGAUGUAGUGGGUGGGGCCUCUGGUCACGUGGUUCCAAGGGGGGAGGGGCUUUCCCUACCGUCACCUCAGCAAGGUGUGUGUGAGGGGACUCCAUGCACCGAGACGGACCCAUUGGGCCCACCUACCUCAGUACUGCCUGCACGGGCUGGCAGCAGUGGUGCUGAUAAUGCCCAGCUCGCGGGUUCAGUCCUAUGCCCUUUUAAAAUGUGUGGGGUUUUUUUGGGGGGGGGGCUAUUGGGUUGUUUUUAUUUAUAUUAUUAUUGCUUUUAUUCUGUCAACUGCGCUGAGACCCCCAGGUAUAGGGCGGUAUAUAAAUUCAAUUAAUAAUAAUAAUAAUCCCCGCAAAUUCUUGCGUUGCAAGGACUUGGACUAGAUGAUCCUUAGGGUCCCUUCCAACACCACAACACACACACACAUACAUACAUAUAUACACAUAUAUACACACACAGAGAGAGAGAGAGAGAGAGGGAAUCUCUCCCAGCCUUGCCUGGAUCAUGCAAUAAUUUUUUAAAAAAUGCGUUUAUAUCCCACCUUUUUCCCCCUCCACAGGACAUAAAGUGGUGUUUGUUGUUCUCUCGUCACUUCACUUAACCCCCCCACCCCCACCCACAACAACCAACCUGUGAGGGGUAGGCCUGCGCAGUGUAUUGAUACAUCGCCCAGGACCGGUUUGAGGGUGUGAUGUUAUAUCCCCCAGUGUUAUAUCCUGUGCAGCUUUCAGGCUGUUGCCCAGAUGGAGGCUGCAAACCAAUCAAGUCUGCUUGAUGUUGUUGGUACAGUGCUACAUGUCAAGGAUUUUGCGUCAGCGGAUAUAGCUGGUAAGCAGCUAACCUCUUGUUUCCCUGUUUUCUUUUAUUAAAAAAUCUGAACAGAGGAUCCUGCUGUUGAAACAGCAGAAGAAGCAACAGAACCAGCCGAGGCAGAUAUCAAUGAACUUUGCAAGGAUAUGUUCAACAAAAUGGCCAUUUACCUAACAGGUGAACUGACAGGUAAGUUUGUAUUAAAUAUAACACAUUGCAAUAUCAUCGGGGUGUUUCUAUGCCAGAGAGGCCUGCUGAGUCCUGUGGGGCUUGCUUCCAAGUGAGAACGUCCAGAGCAUGGGUAGGCAAACUAAGGCCCAGGGGCCGGAUGCUGCCAAAUCACCUUCUAAAUCCGGCCCGCAGAUGGUCUGGGAAUCAGCAUGUUUUUACAUGAGUAGAAUGUGUCCUUUUAUUUAAAAUGCACUUCUGGGUUAUUUGUGGGACCUGCCUGGUGUUUUUACAUGAGAAGAAUGUGUGCUUUUAUUUAAAAUGCAUCUCUGGGUUAUUUGUGGUGCAUAGGAAUUCGUUCAUUUUUUCUCUUUCAAAAUAUAGUCCGGCCCCCCCCACAAGGUCUGAGGGACAGUGGACCAGCCCCCUGCUGAAAAAGUUUGCUGACCCCUGCUCCAGAGUCUUGUGUCUUCUACCUCCCCCAAGUAGAAUCAGAAUUUCUUAAGAAAAUUCUCAAAACCAAGCCACAUAUACCAGCUCAGCUCUUAAGAUUCCCACGUUUUCCAGCAAUGUCACUGUAUCACACAAAGGAGUAAAGUUGAUCCAUGUAGCAUGGCUUUGCUAGGAAACUCCCAGAAAGUUGCUGUUCUGCUUGUGCAACAGACUUCUGCUUGCACAAUGGAACUUUCCCGUCCUCUCCCCUAAGGCCUCUCAUACCCUCAGUAUAUGUUCCAGAGGUUGAGAGUCCUUUCCUUGAGCAGAUGGGGGAUGUGCAGAGAGAGGAGUAAAAGGUGAAGUCCCAUUGCAUGAGCAGAAUACAGUACUACUUGCACAGUGCUGGAUGCAACACACUUUUAAUUUUCUUCUGGGUCCGCAUGAGUCAUGAAUGCAUGUCUGAGGGAUUGCAGUGAAAAAAGAGACCUUUACUAUCAUUCCUAAAUCAUAAAUAUGCUGAAAUAUGCAUGGGUGUCAGGCAUCCAUAUAGAGUUAUUUUGCUCAUACCUUUGCUUGUGCGGUGAAACAAGGUAGGCAGCCACGGUUUACAUAUCUGGUUACAUUUCAGCUGAGACCCUUUACUCAAUGGCUUCCAAACUGAAAAUAAAACCAAUUAGUUUCUGGAUUUUGUCUUGUUUGGAAGCCAUUCACUAUAAGCGGAAGCUGUAAUUAACUGUGGCUUCCUGACUUGUUCUCUCAAUUGCACAAAGGGAGGGAUGAAGCAGAAGCAAAGGGAGUAUAAAGCUUGUUAUCAUCGUGGUUUAUUAAGCUGAAAUUUGAUUGAGCAUGGCCGUAGAGUAGGAAUCCAGCUCCCUGCUGAUGCUACCCUUGCGCUGUACAGUUCCCUGAUAGAGGCAGAGGUUAGAUAACCACAGAACAAAGGAGUGUUCACCUUCUUUUGAGGCAGUUUGUUAACAGCUGGUGCCACCAAGGAGCUCUUCUUGGUGUUUAAUCUAAACCUCCCCUUCUCGUUACUUGAAUCCACUGGUUUAGGUCCUACUGUCCCAAGCAACAGACAACAAAUUUGCUCAAUCAAAUUUGAUCUGAGGUUUAAAUUCCAUGUUUAAAGUAGUCAGAAGAGUGGUCAACUUGAGAGAGGGGUGAGCCUGUUGUGCUCCUCCAUUGAAUUUUAACUGAGGUUAAAAUGGCAUAUUGUAAAUAAUUUACAUUUUUAAGGCUGUGUCUUUCCCCCCCUCCCCUCCCCUCUUCUCUUUCUCUCCUUCAUUUUAAAGCCACUAGUGAAGAUUACAAACUCCUGGAAAACAUGAACAAACUGACUAGUUUGAAGUACCUGGAAAUGAAAGAUAUUGCAAUAAACAUAAGUCGAAACCUCAAAGAUUUGAAUCAGAAAUGUAAGUAGAGAGAUACUUUCAUUUGCGUCUUGUAACAUGUUUGGAUUAUAGGUUGGAUCUAUGUCCAGUCACAGGGUGUAGUAUAGAAAUAUAAUAAAUAAUAAUAAUUCAGAUAAGACCAUGUGCCACCAGAGAACUUUUGCAGAGGGGAAACUUGCAGCAAUUAAUUAGUGAAAUGUUUGCACAGGCGGUCCUCUCUGAAUGCAAAACGUGCAGUGAAGUUGCUAAGUAUUGUCCUGAAUGGGUGGGCACGAUGGAUGUUGGAGUCAUAUUGGGGUGGGAAGCAGGUAAGAGUUUAUUUAAAAGUCUUUCGGCAGAAGCAAAAGUUAAAAGUGGGCUUAAAUGUUAGUGGAAUGUAAGAGUUAUGGGGGAGGGGACUGUACUUGGCAAUAACAUCCCAGUGUUAUUAGAAUGAGUGAGUCUAGGAAGCUGGAGCAAUAUCAGAAAGUGUCUGUUGACAAGGGGAGGUAUUUGGGGAUUAAACUUCCUUCAUUGAGCUUGUGCUUUCCAAGCAAAAUUCUUUUUUCUUUUAAACCCAAAAAUUUUUGGUUAGAUUUUUGUUGCCUUGUGUGAUGUACUUUUAAUGUAUGUUGUGCUUUUAUUUUGAAAUAUACUACAUGGCAGUGGCUUGCAAGGGCAAUGUGGGGGGCUUCCUUGGCUUUGGGAAGGAGGUGGCAGACCCUGUUGCCUCCUUCCCAAAGCCUGCUUGCCUGGCUUUGGGAAGAUGGCAGAAGGGCUCUUGGACCUGUCAGAGCAUCCUCCCUCCCUAAGCCGGCCAGCUCCUUCCCAAAGCCUGGCAGACUUUGGUUAGUUUAUGGUGGUUUAAGUGGGGCAUUUUAAAGUGUUACCUGCUUCAGACUCUUACAGUGGCGCUUAAAAUCUAAACAAAUUUUGUCGUGGGAUCAUUGAGUGACAGGUUGUGUAGACCUGUAUUAUGUGUUAGUUGUUGUGCUGUAAAAUUACAGUGGUACCUCGGGUUACAUACGCUUCAGGUUACAGACUCCCCUAACCCAGAAAUAGUACCUCGGGUUAAGAACUUUGCUUCAGGAUGAGAACAGAAAUUGCGCGGUGGCAGCAGCGGGAGGCCCCAUUAGCUAAAGUGGUGCUUCAGGUUAAGAACAGUUUCAGGUUAAGAACGGACCUCCGGAACGAAUUAAGUACGUAACCAGAGGUACCACUGUAUAUGUAAUAUGAAGGAAAGGGGGUACAGGGAGAAUUUUCUGCAGAGUGGAAGGAAAGGGGGACCUUUCUCUGCCUUCCCACUUCCAGCCACUCUCUGAAGACUGGAGAAUUGGCCCACAGAAGAAUAUUAGGAGGGUGGGCAGGGGAAGUGUGGCUUAAUUUUUUUCAGUCUUCAGAUGAGGAUGAGACCAUAUGAAAAAUGAACAUAAGAUUUUAGCUGCAGUUCGUUCAUUUUCAGCUUUGUAAUCUUGUUAUAAAGAGUCCAAAUUGUUGUAAUGGAUGCACUUUUUGCCGCUGAGCAUUGCAUUCAGCGCCAGCAAAUACUUUUUUGUUUCAAGGUUUUGAAAAUUGAGGUGUGCAUUAGAUUUGAUGGCGCAUUAGACUCGAGUAAAUACGGCAUUGAAAAGGAUUUUGGGUGACCAUACUGGGGAGGCCUGGAGAGCCUUUUCCCAUCAGAGUAGACAAUAAUCACCUACCUGGGCUCAGCUGCAUAAUCCUUCCAUUCUUAUUUUUCUUUUCCAGUUUGACAGUUUUGAAAAUAUACCAACUUCUGGCCACAAAUCUAGUGACUGAAGAGGUGACACAAGUGGUACACCUUCAGUGAGUCAGCAACUAAUCCUUAUUGUUUUUUCCCCGCCCUCACCUCUCACUUCCUCCAAGAUGCCGGACUUCAGCCGUAUCUGGAGCAAAUCAAUCUGAUUGAAGAGCAGGUGGCCGCAUUGGAACAGGCCGCAUACAAGCUAGAUGCAUAUUCAAAGAAACUUGGUAAGUACUUGUGACAUUGCUAGAAAGUAUACAGAAAUGGUGCCUAUUUUACCCCUUUUCCACAAGGAGGGGGGUUGCAUCCCCUCCAUGAACCUUGACAAGUUUUUUACCCUUUUGGAACGUGACAUAUCUGUGGAGGUUGCUGUUGUGCACUAAUGGAUUUCCAGGGCACCCCACUCAGGUUUCUUAAAGAAACACAGGGCAUGACUGACACUACAAAGUGGUAAAAUGUACCCUGAAUCACAUUAUCGCAAUAGCCAGAAUACUCCAUCUGUGGAGAACUUUUUGAAAUUGAAAGAGGUGAGUGGACCCCGGGCAAUGUGCUAGCCACUGAAAACAGCUUCUGGAUGUUCAGUCUCUGUCGAAGUGUCACUACAUGAGGCUGUGACAUAGGUCCUGGGUUCAUAACUGAAAGGGAGUUUGCUCUCCCUAAUGGCUGUGUGUUUGUCUUCCGCAGAAGCAAAGUACAAAAAGCUGGAGAAACGGUGAAAGAAGCGCGUUGCAUUACAGGACUUUUCUUCGAGAAUACAUGACUUUCUCCUCUGAAGAAAACUGGACUUUACGAAACUUGUGCUACAAAACUACCAUUGGAGAGAGUCAUGUGGGCACUCUAGGGAACAGUGUUGCGCCCCCUUUGUUUGAGGCUGAGACAUCUUCCCCUUCUUGUAGAAUCUGUUGCUCUUUACUAUUUUUGUCCCUCGUUUUACAGAAAACUAUCAGUAGAAGCUGCUGUUAAUGGCUUCAGCCAGGGCCCUGCAGUAGCUUAACUGGGCAGUUCUGUACCUCCUUCCCUAUUGAGCAAGUCCCUUCUGUGCUCUGAAAAUUGCUUCAUUUGUGAACGUGGAAGUUUCCAAUAUGCCGUGUUGGCAGGUGACGUGGUGUGGCCUUGCAGCAAAGCAUCUUCUCUUGCCGUGCUUUUUUGAGAAAUAAACACCUGGAAAUUAAGGCGGCCCUUUUCUUACUCUUUUUCGGGGGGACAGAGUUAUCUUCCGCUUCAUCCAGUGUGGCAUGAGGGCUGACUCUCAGAACUACGCAUGCGGCUCCUCCAGACUGCUGUUUCUUUGGAGCCUGGUUAGAUACAGUUUGCAUGGAGAGAACUGGCUGUAGCUUGAGUCUGCCUGACUCAACAAUUUUUCAACAUGGACAACUGGGACAGGAGUAGGUUGCAAUCCGUAGCUUCCGCAUGUGGGUACCAGCUUGAUACAGAAGUGGAGAAUAUGUUAUGAAGAACUGGAUGGGAAGAUGGGGCAAUGGGUCAGUAGGGGUCAUGUGAUCAGGAGAGGAAAGAGCGAUGACAUGAAUUAAUUAAAUUAACACUAUGCUUUCAUUGUGCCAAGGCUAUAUAUGUCUAGAAUUUUGUGUUUGAAAUCUACAUUGGUGUUGUUGUUUAGUCGUUCAGUCGUGUCCGACUCUUCGUGACCCCAUGGACCAGAGCACACCAUCUACAUUGGUACGCUCAACAUAAUUCUAAGUUUAGAAGAACUCUAGAUUUUGUCAUCAUACAUCGAGACUAGUAUCCUAGCAUGAUUUCUCAGGCCUGGAUACAAUCUAGUAAUAAUGAGCCCCUCUCCUCGUUCACAGUCCCACGCUUGCUUUGGAAAAUUGGUGUAGUUUUUUUCUAAUCAUGUCUCGUAGCUUCCUCUGUGGUUGCCACAGCUAUGUUUAUUGGCAGAAGUGGCACUGUGGCAUCAAUGAAUGCUGAUUAUAUAGGAAUGCACUGGCAAAUACCUUCCCUGGAAUCUCAAUUGCCAGUUCUUCUACAAAGGCUGGAGUCUAGAAGUCUAACUCAAGGUCUUCCCCUAUAUCAGGGAUGUCCAACAGGUCGAUCGCGAUCUACUGGUAGAUCCCCAUGAGGUUUUGGUAGAUCACAGUCGAUCUCCAGCUCCCUUUCCUUAGCGUCACUAAAACUGACUCCUACCAUGCCCCCCGGUCCGCCCUCUAUUGUUGGAUGAGUCUCAAUUAUGGCACUUGUCUCUCCUGAGAAUAUGCCAAGCCUGUGCAACAAAUAUUUUGGGGAGAGACAUGGUUGAUAACUAUCUAGUUUGAGAGGGCCUCUUACUAUGAAGAGGCAGCUAUACAUAACUUACAUAACUACUCAUAAGUAGCCUCAUUACCUUAAUGAGGGCUGUGAGGGUUUUUCAGCUGGUCUACAAAUUUCCAGUGGUUAAAGAUUUCUAUCUGCAACAUGCAGCUAAAAGAUUCUGAGACUCUCUGCUGCUAAGCUCCUGCAUUAACAAUCUCAACAAUUUGGGAGUGGACGGCUCUUAAGAACAGUUUUGGGGGAGGAUUUGCUGCCUCGACUAGUUUCUGACCCAGUUGUUGUUUAGUUGUGUCCGAUUCUUUGUGACCCCAUGGAUCAGAGCACACCAGGCACUCUUGUCUUCCACUGCCUCCCGCAGUUUGGUCAAACUCAUGCUGGUAGCUUCGAGAACACUGUCGUCCCCUUCUCCUUGUGCCCUCCAUCUUUCCCAACAUCAGGGUCUUUUCCAGGGAGUCUUCUCAUGAGGUGGCCAAAGUAUUGGAGCCUCAGCUUCACGAUCUGCCCUUCCAGUGAGCACUCAGGGCUGAUUUCCUUAAGAAUGGAGAGGUUUGAUCUUGCAGUUCAUGGGACUCUCAAGAGUCUCCUCCAGCACCAUAAUUCAAAAGCAUCAAUUCUUUGGCAAUCAGCCUUCUUUAUGGUCCAGCUCUCACUUCCAUACAUCACUACUGGGAAAAUCAUAGCUUUAACUAUACGGACCUUUGUCCGACCCAGUUAGCAUAAAGCAACUUCCUGUUUUCCUAAUGAUUUUUCCACCUGGCUCUGCAAUGCUGACGUUCUGUGGCACCAGCUCUCCAUUGUUUCAGACAGGAUUCACCCACCCACUCACAAGGUACCAGGAACUGAAUGCAAAUGAAAGGUUCUCCCUACUUCAUUCCAGUCUGCCUCAGGGUAGCAUCCGACUUCUCCAUUUUUUGUAUUAAUUUUGCUCAACAACAAUGUAAGAAUUCGGUAUAAUGUGAAAAUUCUGGUGAUACAAUAAUUUCCCAUAGUAAGUGAAAUAAUGCACAAGCAUCUUUAAUUUUUAAACAACUCUUUAUAUAAAAGCCAAAACUUGAUAUUUCCAGUAUUACAGUCAUUGUUCCACAAGAUACAAAAAUGUUAAAUGGAGGAACACUCCCAGAAAUGUUAUUUUUUAAAAAAAACACAAAUCCUAAUUUUUAAAUGGUGGUGACUCAAAUGUACACUGGUGAAUUUCAGCUUAGCCCCUUAGCAAUACUGAAUAGUGAUGUGAUCCAGACUGAGCUUUCCUUUGAAGUGUACUUCCAAUUGUCCCCCAAUUCUUAUAGACAUUUUCUUAUACCCACCCGGGGCUGUCUGGGUGGCUUUCUGAUAUAGGAGCCCCACAGAAUUUCAGCUUUGUGAGUUAUUUAUAUCGACAACCUAUCUUGAUGCUAUGGGUGGUAAUGUUUGUCACUAGCUAGGACCACUUGUAGAAAUAAUUCAAUUAACCCUGCUCAAUGGUAGCCUGUUACUACAAGGUAACAUUUGUGGAUCACAGAGAUUGUUGACAAAGUGCCCGUGAUUCGGACGUUCCUUGCAGUCAAGGUGUCAUGUUUUAUUUGUGCGCCGAUUUUCAGCUUUCUGGACAAUAUCUUAACAGCCAUUUCCCUAAUUCAAAUACCUGCCUUUUUAUCCCUUGGAGGUUAAUCUCAACUUUUUCCAGGGAGUGAAGAUUCAGUUAGAAGAAAUGGUGCAAUUGGAAAACAGUAAUCUUUCUCCUCUGAGCACCAUUCCAAACUGCUGUGGCUCCUUUAAAGCAGAGUAAAAGAUGUUGGAAUCUUAGCGUGAAUGUGCAGUCUGCAUAUGUGAAAACACAUCUUGUGACUCCCGAGGAAUGGCGAACCUCGAAUGCAAAACUUGGGUCAAGAAGGGUUAGCUACCCCCAAUAUAUAGUUUGGCCAAUUGCACAUUAUAUAGUCUAUCUUAGCAAUUUCUCUACAGGCUUUUCUGUACAUGCAGUCAACAUAAAUCUGUACAGGAAAUCUUUUCCUGAUUUUUUUGGUGAAGCACCUUGUAUUACAGGGUGUGGAAUAUAGGCUAGGCACCUUUUCACUCCUCAAGUCGCAUCUAGUUUGAUCCUCAAAAUUAAACAUACUAUAUAUCGUUCUUUAAAUAUAUUUAUGAAAAUGUAUCAUCUUCUAUACAAUAUAAAAAGAAGAGGAGG
Messenger RNA from Podarcis lilfordi (Lilford's wall lizard), 9097 nucleotides. NCBI's taxonomy places the organism in Eukaryota, Metazoa, Chordata, Lepidosauria, Squamata, Lacertidae. The record is from the annotation of a GenBank genome assembly.